Molecule: messenger RNA, 1098 nt
Organism: Mesorhabditis belari
Lineage: Eukaryota; Metazoa; Nematoda; Chromadorea; Rhabditida; Rhabditidae
Source: the annotation of a GenBank genome assembly
AUGGAAACACAUUUCGAUGAACAGCCGACCGUUAAAGAGGUGUCCUGUCUUGGCCCAGAGACGCUCGGCUACAUGUCAACGAUGAGACGAGUGCAUUUGCAAUGGGAGAAUCCAGCUGACAAACCAACUUCCGUUAUUAUAAAGUUACCCAAUGUGACCGUUGCAUCGGAGGCGUGGAGCAAAUCGGCGGAGAAUGGCCACGAAAUGGACGACUAUGGUGGUGAUGUGAUCACGAUGAUGCACAAUUGUGAAACGAGCGUCUACAAUUGUCUAUCGAAAUAUCCAGAAUUCCGUCUCUCGAUUCCUUUCCUGUACUCGGCACUCGACGUCUCAACUGGAACACCAAUCAUUGUCAUGGAGGAUUUGGAGAAAGCUAUCACUUUUGAUGUCGCUGAGGGAUUCAAUGAGAAACAACUAUUCGCCAUUGUUGACGAACUGGUGAAAUUGCACGCGCUUAGCUACAAGUACGAUGAAGUGAAAAACUGUGGAAUCAAAGAGUCAACUCUGACUCACAUGGAACAAUUCCAGAAGUUGGUACUCGGAGUCGCGGAGCAAUUGUACAAGCAAAACCCCGAAUACCUUGCCUCAGUGGAUGUGUUGAUUCGAAAUCAUUUGACGAAAGACUGGUUUCAAGAUCUUUUCGAGGCGAUCAAAAGCGAUCCGAACACCGUCCUAUGCCAUGGAGAUCUGUGGUCACCGCAAAUUUUGUGGAAAGCCGAGAAAAUCGCUGCGAUCGUUGAUUGGGCGCUGUGCAAGGAGGGACCGGUGACCGUCGACCUGAUGCACGUGCUUUCAAUGAGUGUACCGGUGAAAUUGAGGCACGAAUCUUUCGAGAAACUCCGGGAUUAUUACCUGGCACAGUUGAAAACGAAAAUGGAAUCGAUCGGACUGGAGUCACCGAUUACAAAGGAAACCUUUCAAGAAAGCUACAAGCGAAUGUUGCCCUAUACGGCCGCGAUGGGCGUUUUCUCCGCGGGAAUGUGGAGCAAUUCGCCGGUACUGAAACGGGGAAAAGACGACGAUGAUGCGCGAAUUAAAGAAAUCAUGCAUCGAUGCAAGGAAAUUGUUGAAGAAACCGUGAAAGCUUAUGAUUGGAAA